UACAAUUUUAAAUGAAUGUCAUACAAUGCAGAAUAUUUAAUCGGUCAUUAAACUAUUACAGAAAAAUUCUUCAGAAAAACGUUUGGUUGUAAUUUUCUUGUCUCUGUCAAUUGAAUAUACUGAAGUGCAUUUAAUCAUUCCCAAUCAAAGUUAUAGGAUAUUCGUCGAGAAAUAUACUAUCCAAAAGGGCAGUUUUUGAUAUUUCGACCUAAACACUGUUCAAAAUAAUGCGCUGAAAAAUUAACGCACACCCACAACAAGUAUAUCUUAUUCAACCUUACUUAAACUAUGGACAAAAUAAACAUAUUGUUUAUGGUUUUCCUAAACCUUUGUGUUUAUGCAAGAAGUGGAAAGAUACUAAAUUUGAAAAAUAAAGGAAACGAGUAUGGCUACGGUGGAUACGGAGGUGGAUUAUACAACAAAGGUUACGGAGGAUACGGAGGCGGACUUUACAACAAAGAAUACGGAUAUGGAAACAACUACUACAGUGACGAAUCAAAAAAGGAUGUUAAAGAAGACCCCACUUAUAAUUCAUACAACAAAGGCUAUGGCUUCGGUGGAUACGGAGGUGGAUUAUACAACAAAGGGUACGGAGGAUACGGAGGUGGAUUAAACAGCAAAGGGUACGGAUAUGGAAACAACUACUACAGUGACGAAUCAAAAAAGGAUGUUAAAGAAGACCCCACUUUUAAUUCAUACAACAAAGGCUAUGGCUUCGGUGGAUACGGAAGUGGAUUAAACAACAAUGGAUACGGAAGAUACGGAGGUCGAUUAUACAACAAAGGAUACGGAUUUGGAAGUAACUACUACAGUGACGAAUCUAAAACGGCUGUAAAAGAAGAUCCCACUUAUAAUUCAUACAAUAAAGGGUACGGAUUCGGCGGAUACGGUUCUGCUGGAUCAUAUAAAAAUGGUUAUGGAUACGGAAAAUCUUACUUUAUGGACGAAUGAAACAAAAAUAUUUGACAAAUUAUUUUUAAAAUUAUGUGAAUGAUUAAUUUACUAUUGUUCCUUUUUUUUUUUUUUUUUUCACUUGGAUCUUUUGGAACGGGAAGCAGUUUUUACUUUUAUUGUUCAAAAUGAUUUUAUAAAAGAAAC
This is a messenger RNA of Hydra vulgaris (swiftwater hydra), 1098 nucleotides long. Its product is annotated as keratin-associated protein 19-2-like. The record is from RefSeq and is a predicted model, not a curated record. NCBI's taxonomy places the organism in Eukaryota, Metazoa, Cnidaria, Hydrozoa, Anthoathecata, Hydridae.